CGGGGGUUUCGACGUCCUACACUGGCAACCUGCGUGUUGUUCAGUGGGAGGCGCCAGUCCGCAGUAGUUUCUGGAAGGAACCUCAUGCGUGCACCAUGGAGAAAGUUUCAGCAUUGAAAGACCAGGGCAACAAGGCCCUGAGUGCAGGGAACAUCGAUGAGGCUGUACGCUGCUACACCGAAGCUGUGGCCCUUGACCCUUCAAACCAUGUCCUCUUCAGUAACCGCUCAGCUGCCUACGCAAAGAAAGGCAACUAUGAGAAUGCUCUCCAGGAUGCCUGUCAGACCAUCAAGAUCAAGCCUGACUGGGGCAAGGGUUACUCCCGCAAAGCUGCAGCAUUGGAAUUUCUUGGCCGAUUGGAGGACGCUAAAACAACUUACCAUGAGGGACUCCGACAAGAACCAAAUAAUCAGCAGCUAAAGGAGGGUUUACAGAACAUUGAGGCCCGGCUUGCAGAGAAAUCAAUGAUGAAUCCCUUCGCCAUGCCUAACUUGUAUCAGAAGCUGGAGAAUGAUUCUCGGACCCGUGAGCUGUUGUCAGAUCCAAGCUAUAGAGAGCUGCUGGAGAAGCUAAGGAACAAACCAUCGGAGCUUGGCACAACGCUGCAGGAUCCCAGAGUGAUGACCACACUCUCUGUGCUGCUGGGACUGAAUCUCUCUGAGAUGGAAGAAGAGGAGGAGCCCACUGCCCCUCCUCCCCCAAAACCCAAAGACACUCAGCCGCCUCCUCCCAAAGAGGAAGACCUUCCUGAAAACAAGAGAAAGGCCUUAAAGGAAAAGGAACUUGGAAAUGAGGCAUACAAGAACAAGGACUUUGGAAAAGCUCUGAAACAUUACGAAGAAGCAGUCAAACACGACCCCACCAACAUGACGUAUAUAUCAAAUCAAGCAGCUGUGUUCUUCGAGAAAGGUGAUUAUGAUAAGUGCAGAGAGCUGUGUGAGAAGGCUAUCGAUGUUGGCAGAGAGAACCGGGAAGACUACAGACAAAUUGCAAAGGCUUUGGCUCGGAUCGGCAACUCGUACUUCAAGCAGGAUAAAUACAAAGAAGCUGUUCAGUUUUUCAACAAGAGUUUGACAGAACAUCGCACUCCUGACGUCCUGAAGAAGUGUCAACAGGCAGAAAAGGUACUGAAGGAGCAGGAAAAACAGGCCUACAUCAACCCUGAGUUAGCCCUGGAAGAAAAGAGCAAGGGCAACGACGCCUUCCAGAAAGGGGACUACCCAUUAGCCAUGAAACAUUACAGCGAGGCCAUCAAGAGAAACCCCCUAGAUGCAAAACUGUUCAGUAACAGAGCUGCUUGCUACACAAAGCUGUUGGAGUUUCCACUUGCCCUGAAGGAUUGUGAGGAGUGCAUCAAACUUGAACCAGCUUUCAUUAAAGGCUAUACACGAAAAGGAGCUGCCUUGGAGGCCAUGAAAGAUUAUUCAAAAGCUAUGGAGGCAUACCAGAAGGCCCUGGAGCUGGACUCUUCCUCAAAGGAAGCCACGGAGGGCAUGCAGCGUUGUAUGGUGAGUCAGGCCACGAGGAAUGACAGUCCUGAGGAUGUGAAAAAACGGGCGAUGUCUGAUCCUGAGGUGCAGCAGAUCAUGAGUGAUCCCGCCAUGCGCAUGAUCCUUGAGCAAAUGCAGAAGGACCCGCAGGCACUCAGCGACCACUUAAAGAAUCCAGUUAUUGCUCAGAAGAUUCAGAAACUCAUUGAUAUCGGACUGAUAGCCAUUCGUUGAUGAGAACCAAGAUGCAGAUGUGUGAAAAACUCCAAGACAACAGUGGAACGAAUCCCUCCAAAAUAUUACACCCUCUUUCUCAAAUUCAAAAUUAUACUGUCCUCAGUCUCACUGAGACUUUGUGUGUAUGUUGUUUUUUUUUUUUUAAAUCAGUUUCACAACUUUUACAUUGUAUUUAAAAAAGAAAGCAUCUUGUUUGUCUCGAGGACAAGUUCAAGUUUCCAGGACACCUAAAUUAAAAACUGGAUUCAUGUAAAAUGCUUCAAUACAAUUCAGUGCACUAGCACGCGCAGUGUUUGAAGGGGAAGUGUACCCUUAAGCAGUUCACAUAUUCUUGUUGGUUCGUGGUUUACUGAUACGAAAUGAGAAAUAAAAGAAUUUAUUCUCAGAAAAUCAAGAUUGUAAUGUAGAUCACAACUCAAACUUUCAACAAUGGUCUUUUUAACUCUGGUGUUGUCCACUUUAAGGCCUGACUAAACAUGGUGCUUUAAGGUUUCGGUGUCCAUUUUGUUUUUCUUAUUUUUUUUUUGUUACUGGCAAAGAUUUCUGGUGGAAAGCUGAAUCUAUCCUCACCUGACUUCUCACAUGCAGGUCAUGGAUCUUGUAGGUGUGCUAGAUAUUUCUGUUUUAUCUGAAAUGAUUUGAAGCCCCAUUUUUUUUUUGAGAUACUGCUGUCUUUGGCCUAAUAGUUAAAAGAUCAAUGUGUACAGUUAACAUCAGAAAGGGUCGGUGUUUCCUUGAUUGCUGGAGAAGGAAUCCAGACAAAUAGUGGAACGAUACAUCCCAAUGUCCUUAAAGAAUCUAGGGAUGAUUUGCCAUGAUAAAACAUUGAACCAUUAUUAAACAAGUUCAUACAACA
Molecule: messenger RNA, 2583 nt
Organism: Labrus bergylta (ballan wrasse)
Lineage: Eukaryota; Metazoa; Chordata; Actinopteri; Labriformes; Labridae
Gene: stip1
Product: stress-induced phosphoprotein 1
Molecular function (GO): Hsp90 protein binding
Source: RefSeq, a predicted model, not a curated record